This is a messenger RNA of Arachis ipaensis, 4049 nucleotides long. RefSeq names its product pentatricopeptide repeat-containing protein At3g24000, mitochondrial. Lineage: Eukaryota; Viridiplantae; Streptophyta; Magnoliopsida; Fabales; Fabaceae. The record is from RefSeq and is a predicted model, not a curated record. Gene Ontology annotation, molecular function: protein binding; zinc ion binding; RNA binding. Gene Ontology annotation, biological process: RNA modification. Gene Ontology annotation, cellular component: intracellular membrane-bounded organelle.
AUCGCCUCGAUAACCCAACCCGGGAUCGAAGCUUUUUUGAACAUUUUGGCCCAGCUCUGAAACUGACCCAAGAGAAAAACCCCCGGAAGAACAAUUCAAUCGGGUCUGGCUCUGAAACAUGUCCACAUCUCACCACACACACAGUCUUCUCUCUGGCGCGCUCUCCCUCUCAAUGCUAGGGCACGCAUAAGAACCAGUGCCACCGUUCAGACACGCACCGGCCACCGUCACCGGCCUCACGCUGUUCUUCCUGGCAACCGGCGCUACUCUGCUUUUGCUCGACUGCUUCUCGGAACCGGCUACUCUGCUUCUGCGCUGCACAGCUUCUCCGCGCCGCCCUUCUCGCCGGCGAACCUCUGUCACGGCGCCACCAACAGCGGCCGCGGAGUGUGAAGGUUACUGCUUUGUUCUUGCUCCUCUUCUUCUCGGCGCUGCUCCUCUUCUUAUCCUGCUUCUCUUCUUCUCGAUGCUGCUCAUCUUCUUCUCGGAGCUGGUGCUCUUCUCAUGAGGAAGGUCAGAAGCCCCUGCGCAGCCGCUCCUCUUCUUCUCGGCACUGGUUCUGACUUUGCAUAGAUGUGAAGAAGAGUGUUCCCCAGGCUGAGCGAGCAGCAGCUUGAUGCCACGAAUGAGGGAGGUUCUGACCACCUACUCAACGGUGUUGCUGCGAAGGAAUUGGUAGGCGCACAGCGAAUCCGUCUCCGACGCACUUUUUCUCAAACUCAUCUCUGCUAAUUUGAGUCCCAAACAACAGUAGGGUUUGAAUUCAAUUCAUUUUUUGUGGAACCCAAACAACAGUACGAGGUGAUGAUCCAAUGUAACAAUCCUUUUAUGCUUUCCUCUUCAAUUAGUCACUUCAAAUCACUGCUCAUAUGCCCCUUUAAACUCAUAGAAUGGCGUUUGAAUACCAUUCGAACCCUUUGGCAAUCUUCAUCAGCAGCAACUACUUUUUCCGAUUCACAUUGUGACAGAUUGGACGAUUUGUGUGUCAUUGAUGACAGGGACCUUCUUCUUCCAAGUCGGAAUUCCAAAACUGGUCUCCAUGUUCUGGAUCUUAUUGGCAGCGGCUCGCUUGAGCCGAACCGAUCCAUGUACAAUGCAAUGCUAAAGAGAUGCACCCAGUUCGGGAAGCUUAGAGAAGGAAGAUUGGUGCAUUCACACAUCCUUAAUUCUAAGCUCAGGGAUGACCUUGUUAUUCGAAAUUCUAUUCUUUUCAUGUAUGCAAGGUGUGGCAGUUUGGAAGAGGCUCGCCGAGUGUUCGACGAAAUGCCGUCCAAAGACAUGGUUACUUGGACGUCCAUGAUUACUGGGUAUUCCCAGAAUGAAUGCGCCCAACAUGCACUUGCUUUGUUUCCUCAGAUGCUACGAUUUGGGUCCAGACCGAAUGAAUUCACGUUAUCCAGCUUGGUGAAAUCUUGUGGAUUUAUAUCCAGCUAUAAGGAUGGGCAGCAAAUUCAUGCAUGUUGUCUGAAGUAUGGAUUCCACUCAAAUGUUUUUGUGGGCAGUUCGAUUGUAGACAUGUAUGCUAGGUGUGGAUACUUGAGCGAAGCACGAUUGGCAUUUGACAAGCUGGAAAAUAAGAAUGAGGUUUCAUGGAAUGCUUUGAUAACUGGAUAUGCUAGGAAGGGUGAAUUAGAGGAUGCGUUGGCUCUGUUUAUUAGGAUGCAGAGGGAAGGUUAUAAACCAACAGAAUUUACUUAUUCAUCCCUUAUAUGUGCUUCUUCGAGUAUAGGAUCUUUGGAGCAAGGUAAAUGGCUUCAUGCACUUACAAUAAAAUGGGGCAAAAAAUUAACUGGUUACGUGGGCAACACUCUUCUUCACAUGUAUGCAAAGUCAGGUAGCAUUCAGGAUGCAAGAAAGGUUUUCAAUCGAUUGCUCAAGAUUGAUGUGGUUUCUUUCAAUUCGAUGCUUAUAGGGUAUGCCCAGCACGGGUUUGGAAAAGAAGCUGUGCAACAGUUCGAAGAAAUGUUGAGGAUUGGGAUUGAACCCAAUGACAUCACAUUCCUAAGUGUUCUUACUGCUUGUAGCCGUGCUGGGCUUUUGGAUGAGGGUAAAAAUUAUUUUGGAUUAAUGAAAAAGUACAAUAUUGAACCGAAAAUCUCACAUUAUGUGACGAUUGUUGAUCUUUUUGGUCGAGCUGGCCUUCUUUAUCAAGCUAAAAGUUUCAUUGAAGAAAUGCCAAUCGAACCCACUGCAGCUAUAUGGGGAGCUUUGCUUGGUGCUUCUAGGAUGUAUAAGAACAUGGAGAUAGGUGUUUAUGCUGCUGAACAAAUAUUUGAGAUUGAACCUUCUUAUUCAGGGACACAUAUAUUGCUUGCCAAUAUGUAUGCCUCUGCGGGUAGGUGGAAGGAUGUUGCAAAAGUUAGAAAGAUAAUGAAAGACAGUGGCUUGAAGAAGGAGCCUGCAUGUAGUUGGGUUGAGAUUCAGAAUUCUGUCCAUGUAUUUGUUGCAAAUGACUUUGCAAAUCCACAAAAUGAGAAGGUCCUUAAAAUGUGGGAGAAGCUAAAUCAUGAAAUUAAGGCAAUUGGCUAUGUUCCAGACACUAGUCAUGUGCUUCUUUGUGUAGAUCAACAAGAGAAGGAAGUAAGUAUACAAUAUCACAGUGAGAAGUUGGCUCUCGCAUUUGCACUUCUAAAUACUUCUCCUGGAUCCACCAUACGUAUCAUGAAGAAUAUCAGGGUUUGUGGUGAUUGCCACUCAGCAAUAAAAUAUGUGUCAUCAUUGGUGAACAGGGAAAUCAUAGUGAGAGACACUAAUCGCUUCCACCACUUUCGUGAUGGCUCCUGUUCAUGUGGAGACUACUGGUAGUACCAAUUAUUAUCAACAAAUCAGGUAGAGUUUUGGAGGGUUACUGGUUGUUGUUCUCUAGUAUCUCUGAAUAUUGUCACUCAACUACUCUGCUUGUGGUUUAGUUGAUUUUGUAACAUUUUUUUUUUUAAUUAUACAAUCUGGUUAUAGUAAAUAUAAUUGAUGAUCAUGAGUAAGAUACUUUCAAACUUGGUUAAAACAAAAAUUUGUUGGCUUGUGAGAUAAACCUAGCUAUUUAUUUGAGGCUGAAUACGAUAUUGUAAAGUGAAUUCAUUUUGAUAUUUAUCAGUGAUGGAAGUGGAGAAUGGAAUUAGAGCGGUUGAGUAUUUGGCUUAGACUGUGAUAAGAGCUCCCCUGGCUUAAAGUUCUGCGUUUAGAUUUUUUAACUCAUUCUCUUUUGAAAUGCUAGUCAGUUGGAAUUAUAGGUUGGAUCCUUUGCAUAGUUUGAUUGGUUAUGGUGGCAGAGUGGGAAGGUUAAUCUGAUGAUGACAGAUGAUACCAUGCCAGGGAUGACAUGAAAUGAACUGUUCAAGAUGAUCGAGCUGGAUAAGGAUGCACUUUGGCUCCCUUUGUGUUAAUUUCACCAGCAAGGAUUCUAGGGGCGAUCAUAUUAAUCAGGAAGGGGAAAAAAAAGUCUUUACCUGAACUGAUAGGUUCUUGGAGGGAGGGAGCAGAGGCGUUUCUGACACUUCCAAUUGAAGCCAGUGCAGGUGUAAAGUGUAAGAUGCACAAGGGCGUGUUUGCGAGUUUGAGAUCUGAGUGGGAAGGGAAGGGAAUGGAUUGAUGAGUAAAGUGAAGUAUCUUUUACUUCUCAAAUCAAACCUUCCAUUUUCCUUCUGUUCCCUCCAAGACCUCAACUCCAACACGCCCAAAUAGUUUCAUCACGAGAGAUGAAAGUGAUGGAAAAUCUUGGGAUCAGAUAUGUGUUAGUCCACCCUUUCAACUAUCAUCAUCAGGAUUUUCACCAUUACCUUGUCCUUCAAGAAGUCUACAUUGUGAUUGAGAGAGUAGUGUCCUAAUUGUGCUCUUUUUUUUUGCCACACCAGUGUUCAUGUCAAAUUAUAUGGUAUAUAUUCCGUAUCAAAAAUGCUGUGUACACAAAAAAUUAGUCACUAUGUUUUGUCAUUUGUGUAUAGAGAACAAUAACAUAGUUGACUAUGUAUUUGUUCUACCCUCUAUCUAUUGUUGACAGUAUGAACUCGGAUCCAAAAGGGUAAUUAGUCCAUCAUUAAUGUUGUGACCAC